CUUCAAACAUUUUCAGAAAAGAGAAGAGACAUCGACAACCAAAGAUGUAUACAAAAUGUUUUACUGCAAUUAUGGUGGUAGCUUUUGCAGUAAUUGUAGCCUUGGUGUGUGUGCUGCUGCUGCUAGGUUCUAAAACAAAGACUUGUAACUUUGAAAGUCUGAAUCCUCCUCUAAUGAAACACGAUGACCAGAGCUUGGUAUUUGCAGAUUUGACACCUCAUGAAAUUACAGAAGUGGUAGAUUACCUGAAUAGAAACCUCAAGGUGAAUUUAGUGAGCAUCUCCAAAGCUAAUCCUGAUUCCAACAGCAUAUAUUCAGUGGAAUUGCAACUUCCCAAGAAACAAGAUGUUUUAUUAUAUUUAGAUCACGGCAAACCAAAACCUCCAAGAGAGGCUUUGGUGGUUGUUUAUUUUGGAAACAAUAAGGAUCCUGAAAUUAAAGAAUUUGUGGUGGGACCUCUCCCCAACCCAACUAACUUUAAAGAUGUUACUCAAGAGAAAUACAAAAACAAACUUCCUUAUUACCGUCGGCCAGCAACAGGCAAUGAGUAUGGUCAGGUGCACACCUAUAUGUUGAAAAAGGAGUUUCCAAAUGCACCAACGUUCCUAAAGGACAUUUUUAAUUAUGAUUACUCAGAUGCUAACUUUUUAUCUGCUUUCACUUCAGCCCCUCGAGGCUUUAAAUCUGGAGACAGAAGUACCUGGUAUGCUCUUUUCUUUAACAUACCAGGCAGUGGUUACUAUUUGCAUCCAAUAGGAUUGGAAUUUUUAAUGAAUCAUAAGAACCUUAAUGUAAGUAAAUGGAGUGUGGAACAAAUUUUUUAUAAUGGGCAAUUCUUUAUAAACUUUGCUGAAUUAGAGGGCAAAUAUUUAAAAGGUGAAGUAAAAAUAGUAAAAAUGAGAAAGCCUGGCCCUGAAGAAAAUAUUGCUUCUCUGAAACCCCCGAAAAGUACUGUGACUGAUAUACCCAUGCAAUAUGAACCGAAAGGUCCACGUUACAGUGUAAAAAACAACCAGGUUUUAUACCAGCACUGGAGUUUAGCUUUUGGAGUCAAUGUAAAUUCAGGUCUUAGAUUAUUUGAUAUUAAAUUCAAGGGAGAGAGAAUAGUUUAUGAACUGAGUAUCCAAGAAGCCAUUUCAAUAUAUGGUUCCAAUGCCCCAGCAGGGAUGUUAACAAGAUACAUGGAUAGCAACUUUGGGAUCGGCCGCUUUGUCUAUCAGCUUGUGCGUGGCAUUGACUGUCCAUACUUUGCUACCUAUAUAGACACCUAUCAUAUGCUUGACUCGGAUACCUGGGUACGAAACAAAGACUCCAUUUGCGUCUUUGAACUCAACUCUGGCCUUCCUUUGAGGCGUCAUUUCUCAAGCUUAGAAUCAUUUUAUUAUGGGGGCUUGGCCAACACUGUUCUGGUUAUAAGAGCCAUUUCUUCUCUAGGAAACUAUGAUUAUGUGUUUGAUUUCAUAUUUUAUCAAAAUGGUGCUAUUGAGACCAAAGUCCAUGCAACAGGCUAUAUCAGCUCAUCUUUCUAUAUGGAAGGGGGAACAGAUUAUGGUAAUAGAGUGGGACCACAUACGUUGGGGACCAUCCAUACCCACUUCAUCAAUUACAAAGUGGACCUGGAUGUUGGAGGAACCAAUAACUCACUGGUUGCCCAUGAUAUGGAGUUUGAGCCCUUUACUGUUCCAUGGAAUCCAGAAAUGCAAAUACAAAGGACAAAGCUCACCAGGAAAACGGUGGACUCUGAAAAUGAGGCAGCUUUUGAGUUACAUUCCAGUAUGCCUCGAUACAUGCAAUUUGCUAGCAAUAAGAAGAACAAAUGGGGCCAUGAGAGGUCCUACAGAAUCCAGAUGGUCAGCUUUGCUGGGGACUUUCUGCCAGAGGCCAGUUCAGUUCACAACUCAAUGAACUGGGCCAAGUACAAGCUGGCAGUCACAAAGCGCAAAGAUGAGGAGCCUCAAAGCAGCAGCAUCUACAACCAAAAUGACCCCUGGUCCCCAACUGUCAAAUUUUCUAGCUUCAUUGAUAAUGAAAGUAUCAAAGAUCAGGAUCUGGUAGCCUGGAUCACAGCUGGGUUCCUGCACAUCCCCCAUGCAGAAGAUAUUCCCAACACGGUUACUGCAGGAAAUGGAGUGGGCUUUUACCUCAGACCCUAUAAUUACUUCAAUGAAGACCCUUCAGUUCACUCUCAUGAUGCUGUUUAUUUCCAGCCCCACGAUAAAUACAACUCAUGUAGUGUCAACCCAUUGGCAUGCCUGGCUAACACUGCCUCAUGUUCCCCUGGUAUACCUCCAUUUACCUAUAAUGGAUUUGACAACCAUCUUAUAGUUAUUUGAUAGAAUUGACUCUUCUCUGCACUGUGAAAUGUGGACUUUCUAAAGGGACAGUAAAGUCAAAUGUAAACUUUCAGACAGAACAUGCAAUUUAAAACCACAGGUGGCCCUCGUUUUACAACGGUUCAAUUUACACCGUUUCAGAAUAACAACCUUUUUUUUUCCAAUCAUGUGACUGCUAUUUAAAAGCAUUGAGAAGCAGUGCAUUUAUUAAAAUAGCCAGUAGGUGGAGCUGUCUGCUUGUGUUGCAGCAAAGCCAAGCAAGCUGAAAUUAAUCAGUUUAACCAGACCUGAGCUAUCGAGCAGAUUUCAAAGGAACAAGAUCUUCCUGUCUAUAAAUCAGUCCAGAUUGGAAUGCAUAGAAAGAACUGUUUGCAGAAAAAUGCAAGUGAAGUCUGUGUUGUGUGAUUAUUUUUUUUAGGUUUAUAAUGCUGUUUAGCAAAUGUUUUUGUUCAUUUAACUUAGUUUAAUUAUAUAUUCUGUGUUGUGUGAUUUUUUUAUUAGGUUUAUAAUGCUGUUUAGCAUUUAAAGUAUUCAUUUCAAAGCUUUAAAAAUAAUGUAUUAGGUGUUACUUAUGACAAUUUUGAGAGGGGCAUGGACACCUUUUGUUAAAAAGCAUACCUGGGUAGACUCAGGAACAGCACUGGACUACUGGGAGCUAGCUGGUGAUUGAUGGCUGCACAUAUAUGCCUAUUGUCAUUGACUCACCAAAUGUGUUCAGCUAGUUCCAGUAGUGCAUUGUUAUUCCUUUAACAUUGGAUGCCAAGAGAACAAAGCAAAUUUGAUCAUAGAAGUAAAUUGGAAAGUUGUUCAAAACUGUGUGCUGUAUUUAAAUAAUAAAUAAAUGGGUUUCAUAUUA
Bombina bombina (fire-bellied toad) is the source of this 3189-nucleotide messenger RNA. Its product is annotated as membrane primary amine oxidase. The transcript has 4 exons. The coding region runs from base 45 to 2333 and encodes 762 amino acids. Gene Ontology annotation, molecular function: primary methylamine oxidase activity; quinone binding; copper ion binding. The record is from RefSeq and is a predicted model, not a curated record. Gene Ontology annotation, cellular component: plasma membrane. NCBI's taxonomy places the organism in Eukaryota, Metazoa, Chordata, Amphibia, Anura, Bombinatoridae. Gene Ontology annotation, biological process: amine metabolic process.